UCUCCUGUAACUGCUCUGUUCGCAAUGGCAGCACAAGAUUUUAAUUUUCUUUUGGCCACGGAUUCAUACAAGAUAACACACUACAAGCAGUACCCUCCAGAUCUCAACAAGGUGUAUUCGUACUUUGAGUGUCGGCAGAAGAAGGGCCAACAGCAGUUCCAUGAAGUGGUGUUCUUCGGCCUGCAGUACCUCCUGAAGAAAUACAUCGCAGGGUGCGUGGUAACAGAGGAGAAGAUCCAGGAGGCGAAACUCUUUUACCAGAUGCACUUCAAACAGUCCGUGUUUGAUGAAGAGGGCUGGAGAAAAGUUUUGGAGAGAUACGACGGCCGUCUUCCAAUCCGCAUCAAAGCCGUUCCUGAGGGGAAAGUCAUUCCCAGAGGAAACGUCCUCUUCACAGUGGAGAACACUGACCCCGACUUCUACUGGCUGACCAACUUCGUAGAGACGAUGCUGGUCCAAAUGUGGUACCCCAUUACCGUGGCAACCAUGUCCAGGGAGUUCAAAAAGAUUUUGGCCAAGCAUCUGAAGGCCACGUCGGGAAGUUUCGAGGGCCUGGAGUAUAAGCUGCAUGAUUUCGGCUACAGGGGAGUCUCUUCGCAGGAGUCUGCAGCGUUGGGCGGAGCCGCUCACCUGGUGAACUUCUGCAGUACAGACACGGUAGCCGGACUGCUUAUGGCCCAGCGCUACUACAACUGCCCCAUGGCGGGUUUCUCCAUACCAGCUGCAGAACACAGCACCAUCAUCUCCUGGGGUCGGAGUCGAGAGAAGGAGGCGUACGAGCAUCUGCUGGACCAGUUCCCCACCGGCCCUGUAGCAGUGGUCAGCGACAGCUAUGACAUCUUCAAGGCCUGUAAGCACAUCUGGGGCGAUAAACUGAAGGAGAGAGUGAUGGAGCGCAGCGACGACUCCUCGCUCGUCAUCCGACCUGACUCCGGAGAUCCUACUGAAACACUGCUGGAGGUGAUCCGAAUUUUGGAGGAGCGUUUCGGCUGCUCUCUGAACUCUGUGGGCUACAAGGUUCUUCCAUCCUAUCUGCGCAUCAUUCAGGGAGACGGAAUUGAUCUCUGUUCCGUCGACAAGAUCCUGAAGAAGCUGAGCGACGAGGGCUGGAGUGCAGAGAACGUGUUUUUCGGUUGUGGAAGCGCCCUGCUGCAGAAACUCAACAGAGAUACGCUCAACUGUGCUUUUAAGUGCAGCUAUGUGGAGACUAAAGGCAAAGGGAUGGACGUGUAUAAGCAGCCGGUGACGGACCCGUCUAAAGGAUCGAAGCGCGGUCGUCUCUCCCUGAGGAGGAAUUCAGAUGGGCUGAUCGAGACCGUGGAGAGGGGCGCGGGCAAACCGGAAGAGGACAUGCUGGUGACUGUGUUCGAGAACGGGACCAUCGUAAAGGAGUACUCACUGGACGAGAUCCGGAAGAACGCUCGCCUGUGGGAGGAGGACCUGACCCCGGCACAGCACAACGAGGACCACAGCAACACACUCGACAUCCACCAGAAACACAUCAUGAACGGCGUGCACUAAUCCCAGCACCGGCCACCCACCGACGGACCAACCAAUUACCCCCGAUCCCAGUGAAUAUGCAGUCUGUAUUUACAGACUAGUAGUGUUAGAAGGAUUCUGAAUUCGGAUCUUACUCGUUUAUAGUUUUAGGUUUGGGUUGCCAGUCCUUUACAUUCUCUGCGUAAAUGCAAACAGCUUGUUUUAUUAACGUGGAAAGAUCUUUGCAGAGGAUGCACCGCUACGAUGUAACGGGUGGGGUGUAAAAUUAAAAAAGUAAUGCUGCUUGCCAACUGGUUAGCCUUAGAAAUCAGCAUUUCUAAUCUAAAUUCUAGCUUCUGGCUCACCAGUUGGUUUUUAAAAUGCUGCGGGCGCCCAUGAGAUGUAAAUAAGUGCAGUUUGAAGAAUUUUAUUUAAUUUGAAUCAUUUUUUAAACACUCAGACAUAGAAUAAAUAGAAUAAUAAACAGCAUGUGAUGAUCUACCUUUACCAACUUUUAUAAAAUGCCAAAUAUUACUGUUGGUGCUUGUUUCUUAUGGAGAAAAGAUACACCAGUAGAGUAUUAUCGGCAGGGUUCUUUUACCUAAGUUUGUGUGUCAUUUUUUUAAACACCGCAUCAGGACUAAGUGAAGGAAAUUCACAGGUUGGAAAUUUUCUCUUUUAUGCUGAUGUAGGAUUUUAAAAAUCAAUCUUCCAUGAAUACUGAACCUAUGCAUCUAUAAAUCUGAAAGGCUUUUUGUGGCCGUAUUAGAAAAGCAUCUCUCUGAAAUCAGUUUGCUAACCACGACAAGAUUGCAGAAAUGACCUCGCACUAAAAAACACUGGGAUGCUACUGCAGCAGCAGAUCCUCAAUUGCUGAGUUUCGCAGGUUCUCCUUUUUAGUUGGAUUGGCUGUCUAUAUCCAUAUUGCUCUAUCAAGGGCAGCACAAAAGAAGAGUUAAAUGUUCCACCCGCACUCUUUCAUAAUUAUUUAGUAUUUGAUGGUGAGGGGACGACUUAUGACACAUUGUUAUGACAUACUCUGUGACAUGAAACCUGCUGAAUGACUUUAAAGGCACACGGGAAAUCAGCAGUGCGAAUCUGUUAGUCACGGUAGAUUUACUGCAAAGAAAUAUGACCCUAAAAGUCUACCGUGUCUUUAAGAAACCACACCACACCCAAACCACAUAUUACAUACUAAGUAUUAUGUAAGAUUAUAAUCCUCGUACAAAUUUAGCUUACUGCUAGAUGUAGAAGUGUGAUUUGGGACACAGCCCUUAAUUUGUGAAUGUCAUCGCAGCACAAGAUGACUGAGGAAGUGUUUCGUUAUGAAACACACCGAGCUGCUUUGCUCUCAGUUGGGACGUGAUAAAGGAAGUUCCACUACGCCAACUGUUGCAAAAUCAGUGGGUGAUGCAAAGCAGCCUGGGUCCUGACGACAUGCACACUGGUCUGUGAGAAGAUUUGCGUCCUACAUCGCUUCUACUGUGUUUAAUUUAAAGAGCCAUGGACUGCUGACCUGUCCAGGACUUCUUUCUGCCUAGUGCCCGGUGUUUUUCAUGUGGUGGUCUCUGACCAGGAUGAAGCGGUCAGUGUGAAUGAUUAAAUGUAGCACCAUCAGUGAUUAGUGCUGUAAAAUAAAAGGCAUAAUGUACUACCAUGCUUGUCAUUAAAUACGAAUAUCACCUCUCUUGUGAUACAAGUCCAGCCAUUAAACAUUACGACUGCCAUCAUCACCAUUACUACCAACAGUAACAUGAAGUUUGUACCAGUAGACAGAUUUAUGAUGCACAGGAAUCAACCAUGCAGCAAAGGAUGUGAUUUUAAACACGAAGGUCUGAAAUCUAAGUCUAAGCCUUCCGUUUGUGUGUGUACUUGUUGAUCCACAAGAACACGCACUUAAAUCUAAAUAGAUACCAAAUAAACAUAUUUGGCUGGUAUAACUGGAAUUAUUCCAAUUUCCCAGGAUGUAAAAGUUCCUUUUGUUAAAUCUCUCAUCAGUGAGUUAAUGCUGCACAGAAAGGGACGUUUUCCUCCUGUUGCACUAAAUUUAUGAUCCAUUAAUGAUUCAUGGAAAUGAGAAAGAUGCAAGUGUGCCGUGUGUGUUCUGUGUACUCGUGUGUGUUUGUGUGUUAACCCUGUCGUUCACAAACUUCAGCCUGGUUUAUGCUUUACCAGUAGCGUGUCUGACUGCCUAAAGAACUUGGGCUAAAGAAGCGUGUGGCUUUUAUUUGGUCCAAAGAUAAACCACAGGCUAUAGCAAUACAUGAAAUAAUAAAAAUACACAUUUUAUUGACUGUUUAAAGCACCGUAUGAUUAUAAUCAGACCGUCAUGACAGAAUUAGAUGUGAUACUUGCAUGUGAUAAGGUGCAAUAAAUGAUUUCAGCAAAAUUGGUAAAAUUGGGUUUUGUAACUUUUACUUAUUUGUUGUUGUUUCUCUUGUUUACAAAGCCACUAAGCAUAUCUCAGCAUAUAUUAAACUGAUAAUCAAAACUAAUAAAUGUUAGUAGAUAUAUUUUUAGAAUUAAAAAUUAUCAGGAAUUACUGUCAGUACAUUUAAAAUAUAUUUUUUUACAGCAUAACUAAUCCGUAAACGCUGGCUCUGUCUAGAAACCGGUCUGUGUUGUGUUAACUGCAUUUAAAAGUAUAAACGCCUUUAUUUGUCAUAUAUACAGAUACACGUGUACAGUACAACUCGAUUCUUGUUUGGAAGCUGGGGUCAGCCAUUGUAGGGUGCCCCUGGAGCAGAGAGGGUUAAGGGUCUUGCUCAGAGGCCCAACAGUGGCUGCAUGGCAGAGCUGGGCUUCGAACUCUCAACCUUUUGAUUGAUAGCCCAAAGCUCUACCUACUAGGCUGCCACUUUCAAAUAUAUCCGUAUAUAUUCAAAAAUAUUAACACUCUUAAGUAAAAAAGUAACUUAAGAUGAUUCAGAAGCAUCAUAGCAUGGUGACCCAGAUGCUGCAUCCCAAACCACAUAAUAUUUUAUUUCUUCUUGUUUUUGUUUGUUUCGCUACUUGAAUUAGUUUACAUUUAAUCAUUAAAUAAUGAAACGCUUAUUUCAUGAUAAGAGCUUUCUCCGGGCACUCUGGUUUCCUUCCACCUUUUAACAAACGUGCAAAAGGUGGAUUGGCUGCUUUAAAUCAUCCCUAACCCUAACCAUGAGUGAUGCCCUGGAUUGUUUUUCUGUGUGAUUACAAACUCGCAACAACCUUGACCAGGGUUAAAUGGUUAAAUGGGAAUGGAAGCACCGUAAUGUUUUCCCAGUUCGCAUUACUGUCUGGUUUUCCCUCCUGAAGCGUUUAUCUGAAGCAUAACCCAGGCCCAUAACUCUCAACACUGCCUCAACAUCUCUGCAGUGAUUCUGAUGCUCUCUCACGUUCUCUCCCUUGCUCUAACCCUUCCUCUCUCGUCCACUCUGAUGCCGUUCUCAUUUCCUCCAUUAGACGCAUGAACGACCGCUUGUAAUUCGUCCUUUUGCCUUCGUCAGUGCAUCUACUGGCACAUGUGUCUGUCAAUCUGUCUGUCUAUCUGUCUGUCUCAGUGUAGACGUGUCUUUCCGUCUUCCAGUCAGACGCAGGUUGAGAAAUGCAGUGUUUGUGUGUGUGUGUGUUUGUCUGGUUGGUGGUCGUGGCCUGUUUCCAGUGUGAUUCUGAACAUUAGAUAUAUGAAGCAGAUCGACCCUACCUCUUUUUUCUAUUUCAAUAAUAACUGUUAGUAAUGGAUAGUAAUAGUUACCACACUAAAGCUGUGUAUGAUGCUGUUGUGUAAAUAAUUUUUGGAAAUUGUAGCAGUAAUAUUACCGCUGUUCGCCUCCUCUCACCCUUUCUGUUCAUUUUACUGUAUUGUUUUUACAAAACAGAUACUUAGUAUGAGAAAAGAAAUAAAUUCCUUUUGUUUCCUCA
This is a messenger RNA of Trichomycterus rosablanca, 5379 nucleotides long. It is a transcript of the gene nampt2, whose product is annotated as nicotinamide phosphoribosyltransferase 2. Gene Ontology annotation, biological process: NAD+ biosynthetic process. The transcript is spliced from 11 exons. NCBI's taxonomy places the organism in Eukaryota, Metazoa, Chordata, Actinopteri, Siluriformes, Trichomycteridae. Gene Ontology annotation, molecular function: nicotinamide phosphoribosyltransferase activity. The record is from RefSeq and is a predicted model, not a curated record. Bases 25 to 1521 code for a protein of 498 amino acids.